AUUUAUUACCAGGCCUCCACCCAGCCUGGUGGACUUUCGACUCCAAGCCGGAGUAAAGAGAACCAAACACAGUUCCAGGAGCCAGGGGUGCCUGAGGAUGGCCAAGUUCCUUUCCCAGGAGCAAAUUAAUGAGUACAAGGAAUGCUUCUCCCUGUAUGACAAGCAGCAAAGAGGGAAGAUUAAGGCCACAGAUCUCCUGGUGUCCAUGAGGUGCCUGGGGGCCAGCCCCACACCUGGGGAAGUGCAGCGGCACCUGCAGACUCAUGGAAUAGACAAGAACGGAGAACUGGAUUUCUCCACCUUCCUGACCAUUAUGCACAUGCAAAUCAAGCAAGAGGACCCAAAGAAAGAAAUCCUUCUGGCCAUGCUGAUGACAGACAAGGAGAAGAAAGGUUACAUCAUGGCGUCUGAGUUGCGGUCGAAACUCAUGAAACUGGGAGAGAAGCUCACUCACAAAGAAGUGGAUGAGCUUUUCAAGGAAGCGGGCAUCGAACCUAACGGCCAAGUGAAAUAUGACACGUUUAUCCAGAGGAUCACCCUGCCCGUGCGAGACUACUAGGGAGCCGAGGUCAAGGGAGCAGAGGAUGACAGCCUCCGGGGCCUGAAAACCUGGACUGAAGGUUUUUGUAAGGGAAGUCUAGAGAUGGCGAACACAGCAGUAAGACCACAUGGCACAACCCCUGCAGGGGGUGAAUACCAAUAAAUGAUGUGGCCAUGUACUGGUUGCCUGUAAGAGGAGGUCUGUCUGGAUUUCCGUACUAACAUUACCCAGCCCUUUGCAGCAUGGACGGGCUGCCUCUGCAACGUCAUCCCCCUCACCCACUGUACUUCUCAAAGCCUUUGGACCUCACAAAGAUGACGAUGAUGACUUGAAAAUAAAUGCGUGGCAACUCAAG
Rattus norvegicus (Norway rat) is the source of this 896-nucleotide messenger RNA. RefSeq names its product calmodulin-like 4 (gene Calml4). Gene Ontology annotation, cellular component: microvillus. Bases 98 to 559 code for a protein of 153 amino acids. The transcript has 5 exons. Gene Ontology annotation, biological process: brush border assembly. The record is from RefSeq and is marked provisional. Gene Ontology annotation, molecular function: calcium ion binding; myosin head/neck binding. Lineage: Eukaryota; Metazoa; Chordata; Mammalia; Rodentia; Muridae.